AUGUCGGCCUCGCACGCCAAUGCCGUGCCGGACACGCAACUGGGACUGUCGAAUGAGGAAAUCCAACUUUUGCGACAAGGCCAGGCGGCCGCUCUCGGACAGGGGGGCGGCGGCGGGUCGAACUCCUCCCGUGCCGCCAGCCGGGCAUCGAGCCAAGGGCUUCUGAUGCUCGACAGCUCCUCACUGGCAUCCUUGGGGCGCUACUUCGAGCGUGUCAUGGCUCAGAUCGAGCAGCAGAUACACUAUCUCAGCGAGCAGAGCCAGACGUUCACCAUGGCACAGUUCGAUCGCGCCGGCAACCUUAUCGACAAUGCUGACCUGGAAAUCGCACGGUAUCACGACAUCUUGCGACAGUUGGACGAGCUGGACCUCGACUUUGACAGGAUACGACAUAUCAAGGAGAUUGUCGUGGGCUAUCGAUCGCGCGUGGUGGAGAUGGAGAGGGAGCUUGAACGAAGCGGCGGUGGAUCCUCGUCGAGGCACAGAGACGGACAUCGCUCGUCAUCCAGUCGACACGGUCACUCUCACAGUCACCGGCAUGGCCAUGAAAGCUCGAGAAGACGACAUUGA
Messenger RNA from Verticillium alfalfae VaMs.102, 570 nucleotides. RefSeq lists its product as hypothetical. Gene Ontology annotation, biological process: endosome organization. The record is from RefSeq and is a predicted model, not a curated record. Lineage: Eukaryota; Fungi; Ascomycota; Sordariomycetes; Glomerellales; Plectosphaerellaceae. The coding region runs from base 1 to 570 and encodes 189 amino acids. The transcript has a single exon. Gene Ontology annotation, cellular component: BLOC-1 complex.